AUGCCCUUGAUCAACGAUGUCAAGUCCUUUGAAGUACUAUCGAGAUGGAAUUCAUGCUUGGGACAAGAGGUUCGCAUCCUUACGCAGGAUGAGAAGAACUACCGGGGACUUUUGAGCUGCUUUGAUACCGAGGGUUCUGUGAUCGGGAUAUCUCAAUGCUAUGAGCUCACUGAGAAGAAUAAGAAGAGCCUCUUUGUUUCGGAAAAUGAUAUGCGGUCGAAGAUGGCAUUCCAUAUUUCGGAUGUCCGUCAAAUCACCAUACCUGGCAAACUCUAUGAAGAGAAGCAUUUCCGCCUGGAUGGUGCCUACCACGAAAAGACCAAGGGAAUUGCUCAUCGGGAGUUGGCCCUUAAACGAGUAAAGGUGAACGAUGGAAGAUGGGCAGUGGACGAGAUGCUGGCGACCAAUGCGGAAUUAGGAGUCAAGACUAGCUUCGCAGAGGAUCUCUCGCAAUUUACGAACGUAGCUGUGCCGAAACUGAGCAAAGAAGCUAUUGCGCAGGCGCAAAAACUCGCCGACAAGAUAGAAGGCGAUGCAAUGAGUAAACACAAUGCCCGGCUGGAAAAUGACGAUGAAGAGAAGGACUUGGACAAGCUCACGGUGAACGAGGAAUUGCAUCAGCCCAAAAACUACCUGGGGAAGAAACCGUCGCUGGCAAUGACGCGGCGGAACAAGCCCUACCACGAGCAACCCAAAAACAAGAACAAAUCUGCGUCCGCUGGUCCCCGUAACUCGCCGCCCAUCUUGGACCGUGCGCAGCAGUGCAAGCCAAAGGAGAUUGAAAGCAGCCAAAAAUCGGAGCUGAAGCUGGUCGAGAAGCCGCCGUCGGCCGAGCAGCCUACGGAGCUAGUGAACACAGAAGGGCUGGAAAGCACGAAAGCUGCCAAACAAGAUGCUGUUGAAGAUCAGAAACCUGAGCAAAAGACUAAGGAGUUCCGUUUCAACGCCGAUGCCUGUGCCUUCGUUCCGAGAAGCAUGCAGCAGACGGUGCCAGCACCAUCCAGCGGGCCGGCCGCCAAUUUUGCUCCGCGUAAUCGGCAGUGUGCACCGCCUGCUGUGCAGCCGAUGCCCGGUAUGGGCUUUGUCCAACAGCCUAUGCAGGGCACUUUGAUGAUGCCCUAUCAGGAUCCCACGAUGCAGGGUUAUACGCACACCUAUCCGGCUUAUCCACCUGUUUCUAUUCCGCCGCUAUUCCCGUCAAUGACUGCUGUCCAUCAGCAAUCCGUCCUUUACACGCCGCAAAACUAUACGGCUGCCCUCUGCCAGCAGCCUCAGAUUACCGCCACCUACUUCAACACUUCUGCGGCACCGCCAUUGGUGCCUCGUGUACAGUACCAACCUCAAGCCUACAUGCCUCAGGUUUCGAUUGCCGCCGCUAGGCCGUUUGUGCCGCCGAACUACACGGCCGUCGACUUCCAGCACUAUCCGCCCCAUCUGCGGUCCACAACACCUCUGGCUGGCCAUCCGCCUUAU
Messenger RNA from Mesorhabditis spiculigera, 1473 nucleotides. Lineage: Eukaryota; Metazoa; Nematoda; Chromadorea; Rhabditida; Rhabditidae. The record is from the annotation of a GenBank genome assembly.